Messenger RNA from Balaenoptera musculus (blue whale), 1523 nucleotides. It is a transcript of the gene RHBDL1, whose product is annotated as rhomboid like 1. The transcript has 8 exons. Gene Ontology annotation, cellular component: membrane. The record is from RefSeq and is a predicted model, not a curated record. Lineage: Eukaryota; Metazoa; Chordata; Mammalia; Artiodactyla; Balaenopteridae. Gene Ontology annotation, molecular function: serine-type endopeptidase activity. Bases 88 to 1209 code for a protein of 373 amino acids.
CGGGGCGGAGCGGAGUAGUCCGCAGAGAAGCCCCUCCCGGCCGCGGCCGCCGACCCCGGCCCCCGGCCCCUGGCCCGGCCUGGCUCUAUGGACAGGAGCUCGCUGCUGCAGCUUAUCCAGGAGCAGCAGCUGGACCCUGAGAACACAGGCUUCAUCGGUGCGGACACCUUCACUGGCCUGGUGCACCGCCAUGAGCUGCCCCUGGACCCGGCCAAACUGGACAUGCUGGUGGCCCUGGCCCAGAGCAACGAGCGGGGCCAGGUCUGCUACCAGGAGCUGGUGGACCUGAUCAGCAGCAAGCGCUCAAGCAGCUUCAAGCGGGCCAUCGCCAAUGGACAGCGGGCACUGCCCCAGGAUGGGCUGCUGGACGAGCCAGGCCUGGGUGUCUACAAGCGGUUCGUGCGCUACGUGGCCUACGAGAUCCUGCCCCGAGAAGUGGACCGCCACUGGUACUUCUACCGGCACCGCAGCUGCCCACCCCCCGUGUUUAUGGCUUCGGUCACCCUCGCCCAGAUCAUCGUGUUCCUGUGCUACGGGGCCCGUCUCAACAAGUGGGUGCUGCAGACCUACCACCCUGAGUACAUGAAAAGCCCCCUCGUAUACCACCCCGGCCACCGUGCUCGGGCCUGGCGCUUUCUCACCUACAUGUUCAUGCAUGUUGGGCUGGAGCAGCUGGGGUUCAACGCACUCCUGCAGCUGAUGAUCGGGGUGCCCCUGGAGAUGGUGCAUGGCCUGCUCCGCAUCAGCCUGCUCUACCUGGCUGGUGUGCUGGCAGGCUCCCUGACCGUCUCCAUUACUGACAUGCGGGCCCCUGUGGUGGGGGGCUCCGGCGGGGUCUACGCCCUGUGCUCUGCACACCUGGCCAAUGUCGUCAUGAACUGGGCUGGGAUGAGAUGUCCCUACAAGCUGCUGAGGAUGGUGCUGGCCCUGGUGUGCAUGAGCUCCGAGGUGGGCCGGGCCGUGUGGCUGCGCUUCUCCCCGCCACUGCCUGCCUCGGGCCCACAGCCCAGCUUCAUGGCACACCUGGCGGGCGCAGUGGUUGGUGUCAGCAUGGGCCUGACCAUCCUGCGCAGCUAUGAGGCGCGCCUGCGAGACCAGUGUGGCUGGUGGGUGGUGCUGCUUGCCUAUGGCACCUUCCUGCUCUUCGCCAUCUUCUGGAACAUCUUUGCCUACGACCUGCUGGGUGCCCACAUUCCCCCGCCACCCUGACAAGAGUUCCCAGGGCCACACCAGCCAGGGCGCAGCAUCUGUGGGCCAGCCACUAGGCAGGCCUGCAUGUUCAUCCUCUGUGAAUGUAUGUCUUGAGGCUGCUUCUUCCUGGUGGGGGCAGGUGGCCCCUGUGGCCCACGGACUCCAGGCCAAGCCUUACACCAGCCCUGGCCGCCCCCUCCCAGGCCUGGAGGGAUAGGACUGCUGGACUGGGCUGAGUGGUGGAGGUCCCCAAGGGUGGCCCCAGAGGAGACCCUGCCCUGGCCUCUCCCAUGAGACUUGCAGUCUGAGCCUUUUUGGAGAAUGAAUAAAUA